This is a messenger RNA of Quercus lobata, 1635 nucleotides long. RefSeq lists its product as uncharacterized. The transcript has 3 exons. Gene Ontology annotation, molecular function: nucleic acid binding; RNA-DNA hybrid ribonuclease activity. Lineage: Eukaryota; Viridiplantae; Streptophyta; Magnoliopsida; Fagales; Fagaceae. Gene Ontology annotation, biological process: DNA integration. The record is from RefSeq and is a predicted model, not a curated record. Bases 1 to 1635 code for a protein of 544 amino acids.
AUGUCCAGUCCCGAUGUUGACGAGGUUUUGUUCGCCUACAUCGCCGUAGCCCCUCAUGCUAUGAGCUUGGUACUAAUCCGAGAAGAUGCGGCCACUCGAAAGCUUCCCCACUACUUUCAAGCACACACUGUAGUGGUACUAACACAACUCCCUUUAAAGGCUGUCCUACGCAGUGCCGAUUACACAAGCAGAAUUGCGAAGUGGGGGACGAUUCUGGGUGCUUUCGAUAUCAGAUACAUGCCUCGCACUGCUAUAAAAGGCCAGGUCCUCGCCGACCUAGUAGCAGAAUUUUCAGAGCCCACACUAGAAGGGCAUGGGAUGUCAGGAUCACUAGGGGCUGAUGAGAAGAUGAUCAGCACGAUUUCCCAACAUGAACACACUUGGUGGAGAGCACACGCUGAUGGCGCAGCGAAUCAAAGGGGCUCAGGGGUUGGACUCGUCCUGCUCUCACCCGAGGGCAUAACCAUAGAGAAGUCAUUGAGACUCGAAUUUUCAGCCACAAAUAACGAAGCCGAGUAUGAGGCGCUAUUGGAGGGGAUGUCGAUGAUCCAGAAAAUGGGGGGGAAAUCCGUGGACAUGUUCUCGGAUUCGAGACUCAUUGUGGGACAGGUAAAUGGAGACAUGGAGGCAAAGGACGAAAGAAUGCAAGAGUAUCUGGUUCGGGUUAAGCGCCUACAGACUCAUUUUCAUCAUUUCCGCUUGACACACGUACCCAGAAGCGGGAACACUCAUGCCAACUUUCUCGCGACAUUGGCUACCUCCUCGGCUCAGCCCCUUCCUCGAGUCAUUUUGGUAGAAGAGCUCAUCCGUCCCUCAACGGAGAAGGCCAACGGGGUCGGAGUACAUAACAUCAGGGCAGAACCGAGCUGGAUGGACCCUCUAGUGCUGUACUUAAAGCACGACUCCUUGCCGGAUGAUAAGGUUGAGGUUGACAAAAUCAGGAGAAAAGCUACCCGGUUCUGGUUGUCGGAGGACUCCAAACUAUACAAACGCUCGUUCUCGGGGCCGUAUUUGCUGUGUGUGCACCCAGAGGUUACUGAGCUCAUCCUGGAAGAGUUACACGAAGGAAUUUGCGAAAGUCACACGGGGGGUAGGUCUUUAUCUCAUAGGGCCUUAACGCUUGGUUAUUGGUGGCCGAGCAUGCACAAAGAAGCCUUGGAGUAUGUGAAGAAGUGCGACCAAUGCCAGAGAUUCGCCCCGAACAUACACCAGCCUGGUGGAGAGCUGAACCCACCGUCUAGUCCCUGGCCAUUUGCGCAAUGGGGCCUAGAUAUACUUGGUCCGUUCCCCAAGGCAACAGGGAACAGGAAAUUUCUUCUCGUCGGCACCGACUAUUUCACCAAAUGGUUUGACAGCAAAGCCUUCAGAAGGUACUGCAGUGAGCUGGGAAUUGUUAACCGGUACUCCACACCAGCUUACCCACAGGGGAAUGGACAGGCAGAAGCUGUCAAUAAAACCAUAGUGAAUGGUUUGAAGAAGAGACUAGAUAACGCAAAAGGAAGAUGGGUUGAGGAGCUAGCUCAUGUCUUGUGGACAUACUGCACCACACCUCGAAGGUCCACAGGGGAGACCCCUUUUUCAAUGACCUAUGGAGCCGAGGCUGUCAUUCCACUCGAAGUGAACUUCCUAACAUAG